Messenger RNA from Vigna unguiculata (cowpea), 1159 nucleotides. Its product is annotated as casparian strip membrane protein 3. Lineage: Eukaryota; Viridiplantae; Streptophyta; Magnoliopsida; Fabales; Fabaceae. The record is from RefSeq and is a predicted model, not a curated record.
UGUAUUUUUAUCAAGGCAAUAUAGUAACAUGGUCCCAGUAUAGGAACGUUAAAGAAUAGAGGAAAAAUGCUUUUGGUACGAGGUGGAGCAAGUACGUUCUGAACAACUCCUUCAUUACACCUUACAGAAUUAGACUUAACAAAGCAACAUAGAGCAUCUUCACUAACCAACUCCGUUAAUUGAAUGUCUCAACUUUCUUUAUGCAUCUUCUAUAUAUACACAGGUACCAGUUUCCACAUUACAUACCAGAAAAAAAUAAAUAAAAUCUUACUCCUUCUUCAGACCUUUUAAAAGGGUACCUUCCAUAUCCUAUUGUGAUGGAGUCAAAGAAAGAGGGUGUGGCAUCUGCACCUACAAGCCCAGAAUCAAGGAGGACGAGGAGCAAUGGCAAAGGAAAAACCAUUGCUGAGGCUGCUCCCCCUUCUGUAACAGUAGUUUCCACAAAAGUUACCCCAUCCCCAAGGGGGGGAUGGAGAAAGGGUGCCGCAAUCCUAGAUUUCAUCCUUAGGCUCGGAGCCAUUAGUUCUGCUAUAGGUGCUGCUGCCGUCAUGGGGAACAAUGAGCAGAUACUUCCAUUCUUCACCCAGUUCUUUCAGUUUCAUGUUCAGUGGGAUGAUUUUCCAAUGUUUCAGUUUUUUGUAUUUGCGAAUGGAGCAGCAGUUGUAUUCCUCAUCCUCUCGUUGCCAUUUUCAAUUGUAUGCAUUGUUCGACCUUUUGCAGUAGGGCCAAGGCUUCUACUAGUGAUCGUAGACAUAUUUGCAAUGGCAUUGGUGAUCGCAGCUGCUUCAGCUGCUGCAGCUGUUGUGUACUUAGCGCACAAUGGGAGCCAAGAUGCCAAUUGGAUCGCCAUUUGUCAGCAGUACACUGACUUCUGUCAGGUUACUAGCCAAGCUGUGGUGGCUUCUUUCGUUGCUGCGGUUUUCUUAAUUUGCUUGAUUGUGCUCUCCUCUGUGGCUCUCAAAAGGGGUUGAAAAGAGAAUUUGGAUGGUAAUGGCGGUGCUUCAUAGAAGCUUCUCUUAUAUAAUACUAUUGUAAAGUUGCAAGAGUUUGAGGUGUAACUGAUGUGUGUGAGUGUGCGUGUUACAUUAAAGUCAAAAAUCACGUUCCAGUUUGUCUUUCCAACACAUUCUAGAUUGCAAAUCUGAGAACAAAGUUAAAA